This is a messenger RNA of Aspergillus welwitschiae, 993 nucleotides long. RefSeq lists its product as uncharacterized. Bases 1 to 993 code for a protein of 330 amino acids. Gene Ontology annotation, cellular component: intracellular anatomical structure. The transcript has 2 exons. NCBI's taxonomy places the organism in Eukaryota, Fungi, Ascomycota, Eurotiomycetes, Eurotiales, Aspergillaceae. The record is from RefSeq and is a predicted model, not a curated record. Gene Ontology annotation, molecular function: oxidoreductase activity, acting on NAD(P)H, oxygen as acceptor.
AUGUUAUCACGACAUUCCAGGGCAGUGCUAUUGCGCGCUCGUCCUCACUCUUUGGCCUUUGGCGUCUCCAACCUGAAACAUGAGAGAUGGAGACCCUUGGGUUGCGGCGCAACAUCGAUAUUCACACGGUCUAUGGCUGAACACGCGCACGUGAAGGAAAGGCUGCCUAGAAGUGAGAAAGCCCAGGAGCGAUUCCGAGAGUUCUCUCUUGCAGGAAAAGUAUUUGCAGUGACGGGUGGUGCAAGGGGGUUGGGGUUGUCGAUGGCCGAGGCAUUGGUCGAAGCCGGCGGACGAGUAUACUGUCUUGACAGGCUUCCCAAGCCAGACGAAGAAUUUCACGCCGCAGAGGCGCGCGCAAACCCAGACUUUGGGGGCUCUUUACACUAUAAGCGCAUGGACGUGACCGACGACGCAAACACUGAAGCCGUGAUGGCCGACAUCGCAGAACAAAACAACCGGCUAGACGGUCUUGUUGCAGCUGCGGGCAUAAACUGUGUUGCGAGUGCGAUCGAUCACACACCUAAGAACGUUGAUGACGUGAUCCACAUCAACUACACUGGUGUCUUUCGCAGCGCUGUUUCAGCCGCGAAAGCAAUGUUGGACGUGAAGUGCCACGGCUCUAUUCUCCUUGUAGCAAGUAUGAGCGGUAUGAUUGCCAACAAGGGCAUGGAGUCUGCCAUCUACAACUCGUCUAAGGCUGCAGUAAUUCAGCUGGCACGGAGUCUAGCGAUGGAGUGGUCUGAGGUUAAGGAAGAUGGCACGGGCGGGAUUCGUGUGAACUGUCUUUGUCCUGGGCAUAUUGAGACGCCAAUGGCAAAGAUGGUUAUGGAGAAAGAUCCGGAUACUAGGGAUCUGUGGACGUCUGAGAAUAUGAUGAAGAGGUUAGCGAGACCGGAGGAGUUUAGGGGCAUUACUUUGUUGCUUAUGAGCGAUGCUUCGAGCUUCAUGACUGGCAGUACUGUGGUUGUCGAUGGUGGGCAUACAGCUUGGUAA